UGCAGCGCGUCGGCGAUUGCGUCACCUGCUCUGCCCUCUCCCGGGCCCGAACAGCGGAGGGCGUUUUCGGCACAACCGCUCGGGGUUCUUGAGGCUCGCACACCGACCGGACUAGUGACAUGCGCGCCGAGGCCCGCGCUCUACUCAGUACAAGAACGGGAGGAAUCGUGGCAACCCCAGCUAAACUUCGCCGAAGACGACCGCGAUUUGGAGAAACAACUGCAACACGUUGGUGACCGUCACUACGAUAUCAUCUGUCAUGAACAAUUCAUCCGUGAACCCGUCACCACUGUGUGUUCUGAACUCUUUGGGUAAUUCAUCACCCUUGCAGUAAGAUGUGCUGCUUCAUCAGGUCUUCUCCUACUGGUGCGCCAAGCAGAAUCAUCACGAGGACGGACGUCGCAUGGCACCCUCGUGAACAACCGCCAGCGACAUCGAGCGGCGUCUAACCCGAGUAUCUCCGUACGGGAUGCACAGGAAGCUGCGCAACAGCCUCGUUCUGACUGUCCUCACCGCGAGCGCUGUCGCACUGCUGUUCACCUGCACGCUUUACCCGUUCUGUGUCCCGCGCGAUGGCGUACCCGAGGCGAGUUACACCAGGGUCCCUGCUCUGCGAAACAUCCUGUCCUCUUACACGGACGUGUUCACGCUGCCGCCAUUCAGGCUGGACUCGCAGUCUCUGUACCGCGUCUACGAGAAUGCCAUCGAGCGCGACAGGCGGCCUUCCAGCAAAGAGGUCGUGUGCAUGUCCACCAUCGCUUCGCUGGACCAUCUGCACUGGCUGCGCGAGCUCUCCGACCACUGGACGGGUCCGGUGUCGGUGGCGGUGUUCUUCAGGGAGGACUUGGACCUGCAGCUGAUGGUGACGUAUGUGCACGUGCUCAGGGUGUGCUUCCCUGCCAUCAGGGAGAACUUCACCUUUCACUUCGUCUCUCCCGCGGAGAGGAACGACAAUGCGACCAAAGACACGUUCGCGUGGGAAGAUUCCGACGAGCCGCUGUUCUGUGACAGCCACCGGGCGCUUCUGCGUGCCUUUCUGGCGGUACUACGGAAACGCGGCUGGCCCCGCUUGCUUUUUCCCCAGAACCACCUGAGAAACGUCGCCCGUGACGGCUGCCUAUCGAGUCCGUACUUCUACGCAACGGACGUGGAUGUGAUGCCGCAGUACGGACUCUACGAGCGGCUGUCCGCAUUCCUUCUGCGGCAACCGCCUUGCGCAAAGUGCCUUUACGUCGUGCCUGCUUUUGAAGGCACCGAGUUCGUCACCCAUCCGAAGACGAAGAGCGCUUUGCUCAGUAGAACAGGAAACAAGAAAGACUUCCGAGUGUAUCACGCUGUGGCGUUCAGUAAAAACCAACGGGCGACGAAUUUCAACAAGUGGAAGAAUGUCCCGAGCAGGGCAGAGCUCUACGCAGCCUACGAAGCUGUCUUCGAAUUCGGCUACGAGUGCUUCUACGUCUGUCCCCAUGACGUGCCCAAGUUUCGCGAGAUAUUCAUCGGUUAUGGCUUCACACGGAACGUCCAGACACUGGAAGCUCAUCUGGCCGGUUUCCGGUUCCUGGUGCUGAGUGACGCGUUCGCCAUUCACCGGGGCAUGCGCAACACCACCACCAACGACAAAGUGCGCAACGCAGAGAAGUUGCACAACUACCGCAUCUUCCUCGGCUUCCGCAAGGCGCUUCAGCAGCGCUACGGCAAGGGCCGGGAGUUCUCGUGAUGUCUGCUUCCUUCUCGCUGCCACGCAUUCGCAGAAAUAAACGCUCGAAAAUGCGACCAUCUCACUGUAAAUAAUUGUCGAGACUGAAUUCGACCAGAAUAUAUAUUUCACUUUUGGCGAGACAUGAAUGAGC
Molecule: messenger RNA, 1850 nt
Organism: Rhipicephalus microplus (southern cattle tick)
Lineage: Eukaryota; Metazoa; Arthropoda; Arachnida; Ixodida; Ixodidae
Product: beta-1,4-glucuronyltransferase 1
Biological process (GO): protein O-linked glycosylation via mannose
Cellular component (GO): Golgi apparatus
Molecular function (GO): glucuronosyltransferase activity
Source: RefSeq, a predicted model, not a curated record